AGAAUCUCUUCACAUGUGUGAAUACUGAACAGGCGAAGCCCUUGAGCUUUCUUCUUGUCAGGAACCUGCAAGAUCUCGUGAUGCAGGUCCUCUGCCUGCCUGGUCAGGUUUACCAUGUUUACUCCACGGAUGAUGAAGAUCAAGAGUGAUAGCUGAAACGCAUUGAAUAAAAAUCGGAACCCGACCUUGCCCCAUGUCAUUUUCGAAAAUUCGAACCAAGAGUGCCUUCAAAGAACUGUGAGAACGAUACGAGUGCAGGUGACAUUUACUCUAAUCAUGGCUUUUCUCUCCUCCGUGGUUGUCUCGGUCUUGGAAAGUGGGAAUGGUAAAAUGAGAAAAGAGAUUCUUGUGAAGCAGUUGCUGAAGAAUGGCGGACGGCAUGUGGAGGCCUCGUCUUUGUCUGAGAAUGGAGAGGUUGUGAACAUACUGGUUGGUGAAGGUGUGACGUAUGAUCGCGCAAGCAGGGCCAUCAAGUCUGCUGGUGGUUGUCUGAGUGAAACACACGUACUACUAAGAGCUGACUGGCUAAGUUGUUGUUUGAAAGCCUGCAACUUAGUGGAUCAGUCACCGUAUCUAAUAACUGCCCCAUCCAAAUCUGAUGUUCCGUGCUCAGCACAUAGCACUGUUGUUGCUGAUACUGGCACAGCAAAAAAUAAUAAUACUAGCAACACUGCUGUAGCGGCAGUGAAAUCAGAGGGUGAAGCAACACCUUGCGUGGAAACCGACGAUGACAGCCGCUCAUCUCGAACCGGUGUAGCUGCGGCAGUGGCAGAUUCCACUGCGGCAAUGGCAGCUGACAUGCCGCUGCCGAUAACAGCCACUGUGGUGGGUAGUGGAUAUGCUGGUCGCAAGCGUAAGUCAGAGCACACCGUGUGGCUGAAUGCAGACAGCAGCUUAUCAGACAUUGAAGGGCACGAUGACGGCGCUGACAGUGACGACAAUUUAUCGCAAAUGGCACUGGUGCACCAUAAUGCCAAAAUUGGACAACAAAAAAAGACGGCAACGUACAUGUGCGAGAAAGCAUCCACGGAGAGUGUGAACCACAACAAGCACAUCACGGACAAGCUCCAGGAGCUGAUGAAGAUACACGAGAUCAACCGCGAUCAGUUCCGCGUGCUCGGCUACCGCAAGGCCAUCACUGCCCUGCGUAGCCAUCCGAGGCCCGUCGAGACCAGAGAGGAGGUGCAGGCUAUCCGUGGUGUUGGCAAGAGAAUAGCUGACAAAGUCGUCGAGAUCAUUGAAAGUGGUAACCUGAGGCGUCUCGAUCAUGUUGACCCCAAGAUGGAGGUGGUGCAGGUGUUCAUGGGCAUCUGGGGAGCUGGGCCGGAGACUGCCAAGAAGUGGUAUGCUGAGGGCUUUCGCACACUCGACGACAUACGUCAGAAAGCUACACUCAACCGUCAACAGGUGGUCGGGCUGAGGUUGUAUGACGACCUGAAUAAGCGCAUGCCCCGGAGUGAAGUCGCUGAGAUUGAAGCCAUGGUCUCGACUGCAGCACUUGCGAUAAUUCCUGGCUUGGAGCUGAUGACGUGUGGCUCGUAUCGCCGCGGCAAGUCUACUUGUGGCGACGUUGAUAUCCUCAUUACACACCCGGAUGGCCGCUCACAUCACAACAUCUUCAAGCCUCUUCUGGAAAAGCUCCAUGAAACAGAUUUUCUAACAGAUGAUCUGGUCUCGGCCGAAUUCAACGGAGAUCAGCAGAAGUACUUUGGAGUGUGUCGACUUGGCCCAGACCGCCUGCAUCGUCGCCUGGAUAUAAUCACUGUACCGUACAAAGAGCUGCCUUGCGCGCUACUCUACUUCACAGGAUCUGGCCUGUUCAACCGAUCAAUGCGAUGCAAGGCGAGACACAUGGGAAUGUCACUCUCGGAGCAUGCUCUGCGUACUGGUGUUGUUCGCAGGGGGAAUGACAAGGUGUCGGAAGGUGUGCCACUGCCCGUGUCCUGUGAGAAGGACGUCUUCGAUCUACUCGGUAUGGAUUAUCUUGAGCCACACGAGCGUGAGCGAUAAUGGAGCACAUUUACAAUGGUUUCAUUGGAGACGAAAAGCUAUAGCACUCAUUAGUAGCAGCUCUUCAACAAUGGUCACGUGGCAUGUCAUGGAAGCAGUCACCUUUCUGCUUGCACCUCACCUGAUUUGAUCAACAAAAUGCGAUGCUGGUUUAUAGUGCACACAACACACAGUAUUAAUGGAUGUGACAAUGGACACCAUAUAAACUAACAAAUAGCUUGUGAACAUAUAGCAACGGAAAAGAAGCGGAUGGCGCAGUCAAAUGUGAAGGCUCCAAAAAAAGUUUUAAUUCUUGCAGACUUUCCUUACUUUCCAUGUAGUUAUAACUGUUAGAAUGUUUUACUGAUAUCUAGCCCAGAAAUUUUACUUAUACCCACAGCUAGCAGCUCUCUCUCUCUCUCUUUCUCUCUCUCUCUCUCUCUCUCUCUCUCUCUCUCUCUCUCUCUCUCUCUCUCUCUCUCUCUCUCUCUCACACACACACACACACACACACACACACACACACACACACACACACACACACACACACAUUUUACGAAAUUUGAAGAUGUUCAGAGACACAUGUUACAUCUCCCAUUUCAAUUCAAAUUGAUUUUACCAUUUUUAGGACAUGGAUUUUUGAAGUUAUUGCUAUGAUGUACCCACGCUACGCCGUUGGGUUUGAUAACAUCAUUAUAAACGAAAUGUUGUAGGGCUUGCUGAUUUUGCUGAGCUGUGCCCACGCUGUUGGGUCUGGCAUGUUGGGUUCCAUGGUAAGUGGGUACUGUUCCGACGUUUUCUGGUGCUUAUUGUACUCAGAUGUGUACAGCUUGAGCUUCGCUGAUUUUUGACGCAGACUGAUUUCGACUAAAUAUGACUUACGUUAACGCUUCUAGAAAAGAAAUAGGACCAAGCAACUACAAGUUCCGCUAUAGUGUCCACUAACACCACCAGUUACUAAACAAUCAGCUUCUAUGUGUUGCUGAUUCCUCUUUACUGUGCAUGUAUCCAUGAUCUGCGUAUCUGGAACUGCCCUUUUCCCCAUUAGGUGUUGUGAAAUGCCAUGUGAAUUUCUACCUGGAUAAAUGCCAAACAGGUGUACACCGAGGCUUCUUGGAGU
Molecule: messenger RNA, 3109 nt
Organism: Sycon ciliatum
Lineage: Eukaryota; Metazoa; Porifera; Calcarea; Leucosolenida; Sycettidae
Product: DNA polymerase lambda-like
Exons: 9
Coding region: 277-2010 (577 amino acids)
Biological process (GO): double-strand break repair via nonhomologous end joining
Cellular component (GO): nucleus
Molecular function (GO): DNA-directed DNA polymerase activity; DNA binding
Source: RefSeq, a predicted model, not a curated record